UCCUAAACUGUCCAAAUUUUUUGACAAAAUUUUCCUUCAUUGCCUUAGCCGUGUAUUCUCCUGUGCCGUCGUCUCUACUCCCUCCUGUCGCCGCCGUCUCCAUCGCAGUUGCGCCGUCUUCUCCACGGCAGCCCAUCGCCGUCGUCUCCAACGCAGUUGUCGCCGACGUCUCUACUGCAGCUGUCGCCAUCGACUCCACUGCGUCCCAGUCGUCAGGAAUUACUGCCCUACAGGUUCCAGAUCUGAGAAACGUUAUUAGCCCCAUUCGUGGUUUCUUCCUUGACGUUUGUAACUUUUCAGUUUUCUUUGGUUGGUGCAUUGAGGCACAUGGAAAAUUCAAAUGAUCCUUCUGUUUAUACUACUACUCAGGGUAGUGAUAGGACUACUUCUCUUUGUAAGAGGAAGAGCGACAUCAUGGGCGUCACUCAAAUGUACAAAAUUACUAAUAAUGAUGAAAAAAAUGUGCACCCGCAUUGUUUGUCACGCACAGGGUAUCAGAAAAUGGAGGAAAAAAUGAUGAAAGAGAAGUUGAAGCAACAAGAAGAAGCUGCAAUGUCUGACCCGUCCAUAAUAGUUUCAACUCCAUCUCCACCACGCAGACACGAAAUGUGGAAAAGAGCUAGAAUGGAUGAUUCGGGAAAUUUUAUCACCGAAGAGAGUAGAUUGGUUGCUGAGAAAGUUGAUUCUUUAAAAGUGGCAUCUUCUCAAGGAGAAUUCACACAAUCCAAACGAACAGAUAUAUUGCCUUCUGCAUUGGAAAAAGAUGAGCAUCCGGGUCGUGUUAGAGUCGUGGGACACGGAACUGGAGUAAGGGAGUUCUUUGGGCCUUUACCACGCCAUGAAAACUUAGUACCAAUUGACAAAGUCCAACAUAUGAUUAAUAAUGCCUUAGUUGAACAAAAGGAGGAGUUUAGAAUUCAAAUGAGUGCAGAAACAAAUGGUUUGAGAAAAGAAACAAAUGAUUUGAGAAAAACCUUAGCUGAGAUCAACUCUCAAAUUCUAAAGCUUAUGAAGACAUGUAAGCAAUUGCAAAUGAGUAUUUUAGCUCGUCUGGUAAAUUCAGGAACAGAGAAUAACGUUGAUCCUUCUCACCUAUCAAAGGGUGAAAAGGGCAGCUUUCCAGACCCGUUUGCUAAUCUACCAGAGGAAGAUCUAUUGAAUCAACAUGAACAAAGUUUAGGCAAAAAAAAGUUGAGUGAGGUUGAACUAAGCAGUUUGGCAUUCUUGAAGGAGAGUGGAAUGCCUGAGCUUGAUGUGCACACGUUGAAAAUCAUUGUGCAUAGCUACCUCAAUUCUCUUGCAGAUGAUUGGGUGACAACUGCAGAUAAACAUGAUGUUUGGUUUGUUAAUAAGAGCACCUUAAGAUCUUCUAUGGAUUAUGAUUCAUUAUUUGAUGAUAAGGUGAUAAACAUUUACUUGAAGUUACUCCAGAAAGAAUAUAAGGAUUAUGCAUUUGUUAACUGUCAACUCUGGACCAUGAGCUUCUAUAAGCAUCCCAAGACAAAUGCGAUGUUGUUCCUUGAUGAAUUUCCUAGGGAGAACUUCAAAGCAGCAAAAAAGAUUUUUGUACCAAUAAAUUUUGAGGAUCAUUGGUUCUGCGUUUUUGCUGAUGUUGAAGAGGAGAAAAUUUAUGUCUUGGAUACUAUAGGGAGAUCCGAAUGUUCCUAUACUCCAAUUAAGGAACUUGCAGGAUGGAAUGUUAAUGAGCUGACUAGCAAAAAUAUACAAUGGACAUAUUAUUAUGUCAAUGGAUACCCAAAGCAGAAUGAUGCUGUCAGUUGUGGACCACUAAUGCUAAAAUUUAUGCAGAGCUGGGCAAUGGGAUGCCAACCUUCCAUUCCAUAUCCAGGUUAUAAUUUCAUAGCAAAAGAACUUCUUAUUUUGGAGAUUGCAAUGCAGCGGUUAUUAAGUCCCUUUGAGCUUGAAAAGGAACUUUCUGAUCUGGAAGCGCAGUAUAAACCACCUAAGAAGCUUCUAAUUUUUGAUUUGAAUGGAGUGCUUGUUUUAACAGUAUAUAGAAAAAUGCCUAUGCGUCGACCAUUUUAUAAGGAGUUUUUGAAAUUUUGCUCAAGACACUUCACUCUUGCUGUUUGGUCAUCCAAACAAAAUAUCAAUGGUAUAUGUCGAAAACUGUUGUCUGAUGUGGAGGGUCUUUCUUUCCUGUUUCAGUGGAAUCAGAGUUAUUGCUCCAUUUCAACUGAGGGUGUCAAGGGCAAUCCAAAAAAAAAAAUAAUGUUUAAAGAUUUAAAUAAAGUUUGGGAAGAGUAUAAAGAAUUCAAUCCAUCAAACACUGUACUCAUUGAUGAUUCUCAGUACAAAUCUUUUUUAAAUCCUGAUCAUAAUUUGAUCAUCCCUAUGACGUAUAAAGGAGGUCCAGAUAACUACUUGGAUCCAAACAAUAAAUUUGUUAGUUACUUGGAGACUUUGGCUGCAGCAAAAGAUGUUCAAGAACACAUCAAAAGCAGUCCUUUUGGCGAGAUUGACCUUGAAACUAAAGCAGAUGAAGAGUGCUACCGAAAUUCUGCCAAAAAAAUGAAACAGAUCUUGAAUUGAUAUCAAAAAUAUUAAUAGCAGUCAUGAUGAAUUGGUCAAAAAGUAAAGUUUGUCUGUUGAAUCACACCAAAAAGUAAAGAGAGGCAUGUUAUCUCCUGCAUUAGUGUCUAUUAAAUCUGAAAUUCCCAACUUUUAUCCACAUUUCUCUGAAUUUGAUUGCU
Messenger RNA from Ipomoea nil (Japanese morning glory), 2714 nucleotides. RefSeq lists its product as uncharacterized. The transcript is spliced from 15 exons. NCBI's taxonomy places the organism in Eukaryota, Viridiplantae, Streptophyta, Magnoliopsida, Solanales, Convolvulaceae. Gene Ontology annotation, biological process: proteolysis. Gene Ontology annotation, molecular function: cysteine-type peptidase activity; phosphoprotein phosphatase activity. The record is from RefSeq and is a predicted model, not a curated record. Bases 328 to 2553 code for a protein of 741 amino acids.